UGCAAUUGCAACGCACGUCGAAGCAUUAAAAGCCAACGCUGACGCUCGUAUAGUAUACGUUAAAACUGCUGCUGGAUCUAUUGUUACGCGCCCGGAUUUUGGACGCCUUUUUUGCUACCAUGAUCAGGGUAGUUCCCGGGGAUGUAACUACGGUCCCACCAUCUAAUGCGGGUGAACCAAGCUCAUCUUCGGCAGUCCGCGUAGGGCCAGGGCUCUUGCGUGGUGUGAGCAUGUCGACGCGGGGCGCUUCUGCUACCACUACACAGCUCGUAGCCACAAAGGCGGGCAUUCUUGGGGCUGUUAGGCCUGUGGACAAGGGCAAAGGCAAAGCCAAGGGUGUCGAAGGAAGGUGGAUUGAAAGCGAUACGCGGCGGUAUACUCCUCAAGUUGGCGACUCAGUUGUGUGCCAGAUCACAAACCGAAAUCCGGAAACGUAUAUCUGCACACUCCUGACGUCCUACCAUCACUGUACGCUGCCCGCGCUGUCCUUUGAGGGGGCAACGAAGCGGUCGAAGCCCAAUCUAAAGAUCGGGACGCUUAUCUAUGCCAAGAUCAUACAAGCGGAUCGCCAUUCCGAGCCCGAGCUCACGUGCGUUGACCCUCAAACGGGGAAAGCCGAUGGCUUGGGGGAGCUCAAGGUAAACGAAAGGGACGAAGGUAUCUGCAGAAUCUACAACAUCAGCUUGGCGCUGGCAUCAAGUCUCCUCGUACCAUCACAUCCACUCUUACCGUCGCUCUCGACUCAGUUCCCGUUCGAAGCGGCAGUCGGGCACAAUGGCAUAGUCUGGGUCCGCGCAGCGACGCCCCGACACGUCGUUGCCGUCGGCAAGGUGCUCGAAGCAGCUGGCGAGCUCAGCAUACCUUCAAUCCUGACGGGGCGUUCCAGCACAAAGUCAGCUACGGCGGAUAUGGAUGUGGACAUGCAAAGCCUCGACGGCGCUGGCCUGUCGGCCCAAGAGCUGGUGAAGCUGCGCGGCCGAUUGCCAGAGCAAGAUAUCGUGCGCAUCGUACAGAGAUAUGUAAACUAGGCGCUUAUUGGCGUUACAAGCAUCAAGUGGUAUCAUCCAUCUCGCCUCGGCGUCUUCCAAGCGCGGCGCCAAAGAGCGUGCCAAAGCGCCUGAGGUCGGAAAAAGCGCGUCCGCCAACACCACCCGCUUGGUUUCCCUGCGCAGCUUCGCCCGGUGUAGGGCUACGCAGGCCAGAGGACUCUCUAAAGUGGUCGUACUGAGAGUUGCUUCCCUGCCGGUUGAGAUGCAGGCUGUUGCGUCC
This is a messenger RNA of Tilletiaria anomala UBC 951, 1269 nucleotides long. RefSeq lists its product as uncharacterized. The transcript is spliced from 3 exons. NCBI's taxonomy places the organism in Eukaryota, Fungi, Basidiomycota, Exobasidiomycetes, Georgefischeriales, Tilletiariaceae. Gene Ontology annotation, molecular function: RNA binding. Bases 120 to 1028 code for a protein of 302 amino acids. Gene Ontology annotation, cellular component: cytoplasmic exosome (RNase complex); nuclear exosome (RNase complex). The record is from RefSeq and is a predicted model, not a curated record. Gene Ontology annotation, biological process: nuclear polyadenylation-dependent rRNA catabolic process; CUT catabolic process; exonucleolytic trimming to generate mature 3'-end of 5.8S rRNA from tricistronic rRNA transcript (SSU-rRNA, 5.8S rRNA, LSU-rRNA).